Molecule: messenger RNA, 966 nt
Organism: Dromiciops gliroides (monito del monte)
Lineage: Eukaryota; Metazoa; Chordata; Mammalia; Microbiotheria; Microbiotheriidae
Gene: GARIN2
Product: family with sequence similarity 71 member D
Exons: 6
Coding region: 1-966 (321 amino acids)
Cellular component (GO): nucleus
Source: RefSeq, a predicted model, not a curated record
AUGAAGAAAACCAGUUCUUCCUUAUGGAGCGAUGAGAAUGGUUCAGUUUCCAUAGAAAGAAGUUCUAACAAAGGAAAUCUUCAAACUAUGUUGGAUGAAGGGGAAUAUGCUCCCUUCACAUCUACUCCUAUGUUAGAGAGCAAUUUUAUUCAGGUCAACAGGAGAGGACAGUCCGUGUAUCUUCAUAACCGAGCCAACUGGGUGACUGUAGGCAUCUGUGCUUCCAGCCCCAACCUCAAGUUCCCCAAUGUGAUGUUACUGGCACAUCUGGAAUCUAACUCCAAGAAGGAUGAUGAGCCAACAUUUGAUGAUUUCUUGAGCCCAACCUCUGAAGUUCAACUGGUGCUUAGCAGGGUUCUCCCCUUGCAGUUUGUGACUAUUUCUGUUCAUGAUGCUCCGAAAAUGUGCCUCAAAGUAAAGUUGGUGAGUGGACGUGCCUACUAUCUUCAGCUCUGCGCCCCCUCACAUAAACAGGAUGUUCUAUUCCAACAAUGGAUUGAGCUCAUCUCUCUCCUGAAGUCUACUAUAAAAUCACAGAAGGCCACUACCUUUACAGUAGGCCGAAAAAUUUCAAAAGUCUAUGAGAACACUGACAAAAUGACCAAUGCUGAGGAUGAUAUUCAAAUAAAUGAGAUAAGUGAGCAGCUUGUAUAUUUACAAGAUCUAGAAAGUGAUACUAUCCUUGAAAAUGAGCCAUCUAAUAUGAUCAUCUCUGAAGUAGAUUUUGAAGAAUGUGAGAGUAAAUCAGAAGUGAAUAAUCAAACCAACUUGAAACAAAGUGAAACUAUUAUACAAAAAGAGAUCAAUAAUCCUGACCUUGAUGAAAAGGAGAUUGUUGUUACAGAGCCAGCCACUGAGGCAGAAGAGUUCAGGAAUUCCAGAAAUGACUUAGUCACUUCAGGCUUGUAUAGUUUUUCAUUUUUCCCUCUGGUUAGCCUUUCUUUUCCCUUCUCUACUUUCCUCUAA